Penicillium cosmopolitanum is the source of this 1329-nucleotide messenger RNA. RefSeq lists its product as uncharacterized. The record is from RefSeq and is a predicted model, not a curated record. The coding region runs from base 1 to 1329 and encodes 442 amino acids. NCBI's taxonomy places the organism in Eukaryota, Fungi, Ascomycota, Eurotiomycetes, Eurotiales, Aspergillaceae. The transcript is spliced from 2 exons.
AUGCUCCUGGCUCCGACGACCCCACAAUCGACCACAAAUACACUAUUGCAAUCUGGAGGCUGCUCUAAACUGCUAUUCACUUCCAAAUUCCGGGGAAAGGUGCGACAGAUUCAAGAAUGUCACGAAAACCUUCAAUCAUGGGAAGUGCAGGAGCUCUGGAAGUGGUUCGAUGGCCCCAAUCCCUCAUCAACACCGUCAUCUUACUGCCGUGAACUUGUGUUUGCUCGGGAGAAAGACCCUGCAGUGGUCCUGUAUAGCUCUGGGACUACGGGCUUGCCAAAAGAGAUUCCCUUGCCUCAUGGAUACUUCUCUGCCUUGGACUACUUCCAGCAUCUCCCAGUUCCUCCGGGUAGAGUUUCCACGGCUCCUUGGCUCAGUAAGCCAGAACACCCACACUUUCUGAAGACCAGCCUGUUCCAUGCGAGUGGUAUAAUAACCUGGGCUGCAGCACUUUUACACGGAACACAUUUCGUUAUAGGCCCCGAUGUACCAUUGACAGCCUCACUUUUGAAGCAGAUUGUGGCUGAGACCAAGGCUAGAUCUGGCCUUUUUUUGCCAGACACGCUGUCGUCUCUUAGCUCGUCGGUGAAGGGGCUUGAAGCGAUAUCGAGCCUUGAUUGCGUUAGUUUUGUUGGCAUGCCCUUACCCACGGACGUGGGAGACAGAAUCAGCCAAGUGGUACGCUUGCAAUCCUCUAUCGGACUUACUGAAACCGGCUACUUCUCUACGCUACAGCCUCUGAAGCGCGAGGACUGGGAAUACUUCGAAUGGAACCCCAAUCAUCCAGUGGAAAUGAGGUUCUAUGAUGACAAGUGCUCUCAACUAGUUGUCCCGCGGCCUGCUGGGCGAUUUACGCACUGCGCUUUUCUUGUUCUUCCAAAUCACCGUGAAUUUUGUACUGGCGAUUUAUUCACCCAACAUACGGAAAAUCCCGCACUGUGGAAGCAUGUCGGUCGUUGCGAUGACAUUUCUAAACUCCAAAAUCGUGUGCUUCUCUACCCUCAUCCGAUAGAAACAACUUUGACGGGGCACAAUUCAGUUUCCAAGGCCAUUGUCACAACUGACCAUGCUCUUCGCGUGUUGGUCAUCAUAGAACCGACGAGGGAUAAUCAACAUAUGCCCAGAGAUGUCGCAAACGCUAUCUGGCCUUUAAUUCAGAAAAUCAAUAAGGAUCUUCCUCGUGAGGCGCAGAUUACAAAAGACCAUAUUUUGAUCGCCCCAUCUAGCAAGCCGUUUCAAACUACAGCCAAAGGCACCGUGCAACGCCGCUUGGUGGUACAAAGCCAUUCAAAGGAUAUUGAGGCUAUCUCAGCUCUUGGCGACGUGUGA